AUGAUCAAUAACGUAUACGGGCUGUUGAGAAUGCCUCGCUCUCUGGCUUGCGAUUCCCCUUUGGUCCCUCCGUUCUCGGCCGGUAGUCUCAACCUUCCUCCACCUCUCCCACCUGAUCCUCCAGACCCACAUUCCUCAUCCAUCCUCCCUUCUCUUACCUCUGCUCACAAAAACUCUUCUUCUAUCCCUUUUUCUCCUUCUGCUCCCUGCUUAGGUUCUAAGCAAACUAUUGUUGCUGCUCUUUGCCGAGCAAUUGCUGCUCCUACUACUCUCUCUACCUCUCAGCUUCUUGCAAAUUACAUCUGCCUCCCUUCAAACUUCUCUCAGAUUGAUUCCAGUUCUAGAUCUGGAAAUUCCACAGCUGCAAAAACAACUACAGUGCCAAACCCUAACACUAUUCACUUAGCCUCUGUUAUUCCAAAUUCAUACCCAAAUCUUCCUAUAAACUACCUUUCGAAUCCUCCCUUACUCAAUCGUAGUGGAUUACUUGGCUCUUCUCCUCUAUUGGCCAGUCAAGAAAUUCUCCCCGAUCAACUGUCAGGGUAUGUUGUCUUACCUGGCUCUCAAGGCCCUAAGCUAGCCAAUGUGGCUCCUUCUCAACCUCCUGUAACAUCCCAGCCUAGGCCAAAAGAGCCUUCCUGGGCUCAAAGAGUUAAACCUCCUAUUGACAAAUCUCUGAAGAGAUUAUCCCCUCAAACCGUCACUGACUCGGGUAUCCCUAGAGUUAAAAUUCCGGACUCAGUCUUCCAGAUAGGAGCAGAGCUUCAUAAAGACUUUGUCACAUGUCGGUUCUUGGGAAGAACUCCUCACUUCAGCUUGAUCCAAAGUGUGUUAAAUUAUAUGUGGGGAAAAGGAAAGCAUCUGGAAAUCCACUCUUCUCUUGCUUCAAACUCUGUCCUGGUUAGAAUUCAAAAUGAUUAUAUUAGGAAAAAGGUUCUUGAGAAAAAAAUUUGCUGCAAAGAAACUGGUCACCUAAUGAGGAACUGUCCAAAGCCUGRUCAAUGGACGCCGGUUGUCAGUAAGAAUAAAAAGAAGACUAAAGAUUCAAACUCAACUACCGCGGCUAUUGAUGAUCCUUCUACGGUUCUUCAGGAUUCUAGUGUUCCCCCAGAGAUUGUGCAGCCUGAACCYAACUKGCCUAUUGUGGAGCCUCUUGUUGCGGUUUCUCCAGGCUUGGACCAACAACCCUCUAUAGUGGUUCCAGAUACUGAAGUGGUUGAUAGCAUGGAAAUUGAGUCCAGCUCUCCURAAGCAUCCCCUGGGCCUACUUCCUCCCCUGGAUCCCCCAUGGAUGUUAUUCAAAAUUGUGUGCUGGGUCUUGGUGCUGCUUUCCACUCGAGACAAGUGGUUGUGAUUCCCCCAACCCCUGGCCCUGUUAUACCUACCAUAAAUCUCAACCCUAAACAGUUUAACCCCUUCAAACCUUCUAGCCACCAAAAGAAACCGCCAACCCCUCUAAUCCCUCCAACAAACUCACCCACUAUCUCACCACCCAUAAUCUCACCACAAAUACCUCCACCAACAUACCUUCAAAUGGCAAAGCAAAAAAAAACUCCUAGAAAACCAUUGCCCUCUUCUGAAGCUGGAGGAGGCUCCUCCCAAAUCRCAAUGAAUCCCAAGACCUUUUUUUGGAAUGUCCGUGGCCUAAAUGACCCGGACAAGCAUCAACCUUUUGCUCAAUGGCUGAAUWCUUACCAGCCUCUCAUUGGUGCUGUUUUGGAAACACAUAUCAAGAAACAAAAUUUGAAUCAUGUUAUGAUGAGAGCAUGUCCUGGCUGGAACUUUACCUCGAACCAUGACARUGAUGCUGAUGGUAGGAUCAUUCUGAUCUGGAAGGACCUUUGCUCUGUCCAAGUCCUUCACCAAUCAAAACAAUCUCUGACGUCCUCUGUUGCUCUUCCUGGGGGCUUCAAGUUCACUUUCACGGCUGUCUAUGCUUCAAAUACAAGAGAGGAAAGGGUGCCGRUGUGGGAGGAACUCUUGGAACUUCAGCAAACUCUGUUCUUGGAAAACACAAGUUGGUUAAUCGGUGGGGACCUAAAUCAAAUCAUGCACUUUGCUGAGCACUCAAAAGCCUCYGUUAAUCACUUAUCUGAUGAUAUGAUUGAGCUGAAGGACAUUAUGUUGAACCUGGGUAUGGAUGACAUGCGUUACCAGGGGUGCUCUCAUACCUGGACUAACAAAAGGCCAGAGGAUCCUAUCACAAAGAAGCUGGAUAGAGCCUUAGUAAAUGAGAAUUGGAUUGUCACUUACCCUAAAAGUGUUGCCACUUUCCUCCCCUUUUCCUUCUCUGACCAUACUCCUUGCUUAAUUGAUCUUGCUUGCCCUUUACCUUCCUCUGGGUCUAAGCCUUACAAAUUUCAGAACUAUCUUACCAAACACCCUACUUUCCUUACAUGUGUUGAGGCUGCUUGGGACCUCUGUGGAAUUCGAGCUAGUGAUCUYGCUACUAUGGGGUUCAAGCUGAAACAAAUAAAAAGUGCUCUUAAAGCACUAAYUCAAGAGAGUUUCUCAGAAAUUGAAAAGAGAGUGAGAGUGACUAACGCUGUUUUACUAGUUUUGCAGGAACAGGCGAUCCAAAAUCCUUCCCCAGAAACCUUCCAAGCUGAAAAAGAAAUGCAUGAGAGAUGGAUCUUUCUGAGAGGGAUUGAAGAAUCUUUCUUCAAGCAAAAAUCGAGAAUAAACUGGCUUAAAGAAGGGGACCAGAACACUACAUUCUACCAAAAAGUGGUUAUUGCUAGGUCUGCCUGCAAUGCAAUAAGAUCACUAACCGCUUCCAACGGCCAAACAAUCUCUGAUCCAGAUGGAAUGAAUGACUUACUGAUUUUUACUGAUGGCUCAGUUGAUUCGGUUACUAGUGUACUANAAGUUCUAAAGGACUUUGAAGAAAGGUCAGGGCUGGCUAUUAGCAUGCAGAAGACGAGUAUAUUCACUGCUGGUCUAAGACAAGAUGAGGUGGACAUGAUCACAACAAUAACUAAACUUGUUCCUGCUAGCCUACCAAUUCGNUAUCUGGGUGUUCCAUUGUGCACGAAAAAGAUCACUCUCCUCCAAUGUGCUGCACUUAUUCAGUCAAUUAAAUCAAAGCUUCANUCGUGGACGGUCAGAUCCCUUUCCUUUGCUGGUANGCUCUUGCUUAUUAACACGGUCAUCGCAGGGAUCACAAAUUUUUGGACAAGCUCCUUUAUUCUCCCAACGGGUUGUCUCUCNGAAAUCAACUCUUUGUGCUCGAGAUUCCUGUGGAAGGNGAAAACGGAGGGUCAAUCUACAGCAAAGGUUGCUUGGAACACACUAUCCUAUAGCAAGGAGGAAGGAGGGUUAGGAAUCAAGAACUUAGCUGCUUGGAACUCGGCAUGUGCUAUAAAGCUAAUUUGGAUGUUGUUCUUUCUUCCUCGGUCUAUAUGGGGAAAUUGGUACAUCAUGGAGGUCUUAGAGGGGAAUCUUAACAACUUNUGGGUCAUAAACACAAAAAGGAAACAUUCAUGGCUUGCAAAUGAACUGCUACAACUAAGGGAUAAGGUGUACCAGUGGAUCAGAAUGAAGGUGGGAAAUGGUGAAAGAUGCUAUUUUUGGUCCAGCAACUGGUCAUCCUUAGGUAACAUCAAGCAGCUCAUAUCUGGUGAAGGCUCUGGCUCCAUGGGCAUUCCCCAGGACUCUACUCUGACGGAGCUGUGGGAAACUGAAGGAUGGGUUUUACCUCCUGCAAGAUCAGAAGCACAAAUCAGAAUCCACACAGCUCUCUCUUCAAUUAUCAUUACGCAAAGUGAAGAUGUUUAUGAAUGGUGGCCAAAUGGCAUGAAGNGAGCAACCUACUNUACAAGCGAAAUAUACAAUUUGGUAAAGAGCCAUAAACCUCUGGUUUCUUGGUCAAGAGAGCUGGGAAAUCUGGAAGGAAUCGGCAAGAAGAUGCGUCCUUCUUCCACAGCGAAAUUGGGACAUGAUCCUACAACAAUUAAGAUGUUACAAAUCUCCCAAUCCAUCACGUAA
Arabis nemorensis is the source of this 3987-nucleotide messenger RNA. The record is from the annotation of a GenBank genome assembly. Lineage: Eukaryota; Viridiplantae; Streptophyta; Magnoliopsida; Brassicales; Brassicaceae.